Messenger RNA from Racocetra fulgida, 439 nucleotides. The record is from the annotation of a GenBank genome assembly. NCBI's taxonomy places the organism in Eukaryota, Fungi, Glomeromycota, Glomeromycetes, Diversisporales, Gigasporaceae.
AUGUCAGAAAAUAUUUCAUCUUCAUCCGUACUAGUAAAAACCUACGGCGACAUUUAUCUUAAUACUCCAGAUACUGAGCGUUCUGUACAAUUCUUUGAAGAGAUUGAAAUUCUUCCUCGAAUGCGUUUCUGUACCAGAUGCCAAAGCCCUAUGCGUAAAACUAAAGAUAGUUCCCGCAUUGAUAAGCAAAAAUGGGCCUGCACCUCAAAAACUGCUUGUGGUUAUUCAACUACUUUAAGAUCAGGAACGUGGCUAUCUUACUCCAAAAUAUCUCUAGCUCAAAUUGCCAAAAUCAUGUUUUGUUGGUCUCAUAAACUUCCCCAAAAAUUUACUGUUGCUGAAACUGGUGUUAGUGCUCAAUCGAUGGUAGAUUGGUAUAAUUUCUGUCGCGAUAUAUGUUGUGUAGCAUUAAUGAAUCAAGAAAAUAAGAAAAUCGGAG